Gadus macrocephalus (Pacific cod) is the source of this 2792-nucleotide messenger RNA. RefSeq names its product trichoplein, keratin filament binding (gene tchp). The record is from RefSeq and is a predicted model, not a curated record. The coding region runs from base 169 to 1668 and encodes 499 amino acids. The transcript has 13 exons. Gene Ontology annotation, cellular component: keratin filament. Gene Ontology annotation, biological process: apoptotic process. NCBI's taxonomy places the organism in Eukaryota, Metazoa, Chordata, Actinopteri, Gadiformes, Gadidae.
UUUGAUCCUCACUGCGCCCCGUAGCGUAAGUGUAACUAGGAAGUGAUGUGGUUACUAUGAAACACAGGAAGAAAGGCGGUUGUCUAUUAUCGUUGUAGAUAAUGCGCCCUUUUGUGUCUAACUUCUGCCUCAUCAAGAUCUUACUUUAGAAGGUAUAAUCAGGGCCAAAUGGCUCUACCAACCUUGUGUGCACACGCACCCAGCCGUGCCCGUGUGCUGGAGAGACAGAUGGCUCGGCAGCGGGAACAGGAGGCCCGUUUGCGCCAACAGUGGGAGCUGCACUCUCAGUACUUCAAGGAACAGAACGUCCACGGCCGCAAACAGGCAGCCUGGAGCUCCCGCCAGUCCUACCAACAGAGCAUGUCUGCGUACCACGGAGAGCGGGAGAAGGAGGCGCGCCGGCUACGCCUGGAGGAGCGCCGCGGGUGUCUAGCGGUCAUGCUGGAGGAGGAGCGCACGUGCCUGGAGGAGGAGCUGCGGGGGCUGCAGCCCGACCGGAGGUCCCUGCUUGCUCAGCUGGUGCAGAAGACCGAUGCGCUCCGCUCGGCCAGGGAGGACAGGAGGAGGAAGCUUGCCCAGGAGCUUCUGAAGGAAACGUGGAGGAAGAACAAUCCAGAGCUGAGAAAGGUGGAAUCUGAGCUCCAUAAAGACCAUGUCGUCAGCCGCUGGCAGGAGCAGCUGUGUGCGAAAAAAGAGCGCGAGCAGGAAGAGAAGGAGGAAAAGAGGCGCUACGAGAACCAGUUUGAGGAGAGCCGGCGCCUAGCUCUGGAGAGGACCCAGCAGGAGGAGCAGAGGAGAAGAGAGGAGGAGCACACCAGGGCAGCAGAGCUCCGUCAACAGAUGGAGGAGCUGAAGCUCCGUGAGGCCGAGGCCAGUCGGCUGCAGAAGGAACAGGACGCUCUGCUGGCACAGCAGGGGGCGCUGGAGAGACUGGAGGAGGACAGGACGAGAGCAGAAGAGAAGAGGAAGAAAUCAGAGAUGGGACGUUUUCUGGUCCGCCAAUACCGAGCCCAGCUGAAGAGGAGAGCCCAGCAGGUACAGGAGGAGCUGGAGGCUGAUCGCAGGAUCCUGGCGGCGCUACUGGAGGGGGAGCAGGAGGACAGGAAGCUGCAGAGCGAGCGGCGGGAGCGAGCGGCGGCCGACGCCGUGUGGAUGAAGAGGGUCAUCGAGGAGCAGCUCCAGCUGGAGCGGGAGAGGGAGGCGCAGUUCACCCUCCUGUACAGAGAGGAGGCCCAGAGCGUCUGGGAGAAACGUGAGGCCGAGUGGGAGAAGGAGAGGAAAGCACGUGAGCGACUCAUGCGCGAGGUUCUGGAAGGGAGGCGGCAGCAGAUCGAGGCCAAGAUGCGUGGUAACCGCGAGGAGCAGGAGGAGUCUCUCCGCAAGAGGGAGGAGCUGCUGCAGGAGCUUGAGGCGGAGGGGGAGACCCGACGGCAGGAGAAGGAGCGCCAGGAGGAGCACAGGACCGCACGCGUGCAGGAGCUGGACGCACAGGUGGAGGAACAAAGGCGAUGCCAGACGGAGGAGGAGCGGCGCAGAAGGGAGGAGGAAGAGGAGGAGCGGGAGGCUCUUCGUGUCCAGGAAGACGAGUUGAGAAGGGAGACUGAAAGGUUGAGCAGGCUGGGCUUCCAGGAGAAGAUUCACGGCAGACCUCGAUCUGCAUGGACAUGACGAAUUGCCAAGACUGAAGUCCAUGCACGAUAGAAAACCACUUCUGGUCACUCUUCUAGUUUUGAAAUCAAGCACAGCAAUCAGACAACCAUACUUCCUUUAAAACAAAACCAAUAGCCGUUUUCAAUUAUAAAUUAAGUUUAUUUAGAAAAUAUUUUCCUCUGCCGUACUUUAGCUGCAUUAAAUACAUCUCUGGACUAAAGUACAGAGAAGGUCUUUUCUUCAUCACAUUUACAAUUUAAACAACCCCCAUUUUGCACAGUUAUACAAGUAAUUAAUUUUAUAUCCCAUAAAGUUGCACAUUAAAUACAAAUGUGUUAGCCACAGAACAGAGCACGACACACUUAAAUAAGAUCUAAAUAUGUUGAUGCAAAACCAACACUGCUAUAACACACAAGACCACAACAUUAUUACAGUGCAGUGUUAAAAACUAUAAAGCCCAUAAUAGCUAAGGAACAUUGUAGUCGCUGGCCAACGACAAAAUAUGGCUCCUUUCAUCCGUCAUGUGCACUAAUGAGCAACUGAAACAUACGAUGACCACGUGGAAAUAGCUGCACCGAGUGAGUUGUACACACUGUUGGGGCGGAGGGCAGUUGGUUCCGCUUACCUCGGGGCCGGAGAGAGCUUCCUAACACUUGACGGCAGAAUCGGGAGCGAUCGUUUUCACUGUGGAACUCCCUCAACUUCCAAGAGCGUUACCGCAAUGGGUUCCCUUGGCUUCCCGGUAAACGUAUUUGUUAUUUUUGUCCGGCAUAAUCCAUGUGAAUACUGUAUAACUGAGUAUGUACAUUAUGGAUUGAUUAAAUAUUAUAGGAAAAAAAAGUAUAAAAUGUGCAUUCAAAUUCCUGUGUAACGGUUUCUUGAGCGUAGUUUGAAGGCUUCUGUAAACAAACACCUUUACCCAAACUAAAGGAAGGUUGCUUUAACCACCUGAGGAGAGCAACUUAAAAGCACCUCACAUGGAAACAAAGUGGUUGACCUCUGGCUUAUCAACGACAUUCAGACUUGUUCCAAUUUUGGCAUUAAAUGUGAAUCUAUGGUCGAUUCAUAAUCUUCAAUUGUAAACAAAACAAAACAGAACAUGCAUAUACCAACCAAAUGAAUCCGUACAAAAAGAAAAUAUU